This is a messenger RNA of Pelobates cultripes (western spadefoot toad), 312 nucleotides long. Lineage: Eukaryota; Metazoa; Chordata; Amphibia; Anura; Pelobatidae. The record is from the annotation of a GenBank genome assembly.
AUGGCCAUCAUAAGAUCACCCCCUUCUUCAUCUGAUGACCUGUCAUUGAAAUCUGAGCAGCCUCCGUGCAGGGAUGCCAUCUUGGCUCCUUCUGCAUCGUGCGCCUGCCGCCAUACAAACUCUGGCGGGGUUUAUCCGGCUUUGCCUUCUUGUUUCUGCGGCCCAUUUGGUCCGUGGUGUUCUCAGGGUCGCCCCAGGAUAAGUUUGGCUUGGGUUCGAGUGCUGAAAAAGGUGCUUAGUCGGCUCGCUAGUCUGGAGCUCCACGGCCAUGCGACUGUCCGCUUCAAGCGCAAAGCUCCGCCUCGAUUGCAG